AUGGAAAAGAAAAAUGUUUAUAAGUUUCCUUCUUUUUACUCUGACAGUCCUCUUGAAGGUCUGCCUAAGUGCUGGUGGCGAAUGGAUAUUUCUCGAAGUCGUUUUUCUACUAUGGGGCGAACUCUUCCUGGGAUGCAGAAGCAAAGCAAAUUCGCUAUCUUCUGUGACCUCACCUCCAUACGAGGCGUACAACGGAUUAAACGUGCUCAAACUCCCUUUAUUCGGAUAAUUUGGUCCAUCUUUGUGAUCCUCAUGACGGCGGCAUUAGUCAUUACCAUUGGUUUCCUAGCGAGAGAUUUUUUCUCCUUCAGUACCUCCUGGCAUUCACGAACCCUCAUUGAUGAUAAGACAGACUUUCCAGCUAUCACCAUUUGUGCACAUAAUCCCUUCGCUUUGGAGGCCAAUCAUAUUUGGGACUCCACUGACACCUACUUUGCAAACCUUCGACCCGAGGAGUCGAGACGCCUUGGACAUCAAACCACAAUGUUUCCACACUGUAUGGUCACUGUAGAUGGUGUUAAUAUUGUUGCAGAGAACUGCACAAUAGAAGGAGAUACAGGUUUUACAAAACAACGAUUUUCUCAUCCUAAGUACUUCAAUUGUUGGACCAUUGAAACUGCGGACAAUAAAUCCACAAAAGACACUGUUCGUUUGACUCUCCUUCUCAGUCUUGUCUCUUCCAAGGAGAUAAACGAAAAUCGAAAAAAUUUUGUGAUGGACACGUUCUCUCGUGGU
This is a messenger RNA of Hydatigera taeniaeformis, 735 nucleotides long. Lineage: Eukaryota; Metazoa; Platyhelminthes; Cestoda; Cyclophyllidea; Taeniidae. The record is from the annotation of a GenBank genome assembly.